GGUGAAGGGGAGAAGAUGAAGAGAGCGCAGCGUAACCCCAUCUCCCCUUCUUGUCAUUGCAGUGGAGUGGCCAGAUCGGACAGCAAGCUCAGCGCCAAGGCCCUGUAUGAACAGAGGAAAAAAUACUCCAACUCCAAUUUUAUUAUGCAUGAGACGUCACAGUACCAUGUCGAGCAUCUCUCCACGUUUAUUAUGGACAAGACAGAGUCCAUUGCAACGGUGGACGAUGCCAUCAAGAAACUUGUCCUCCUUGAUUCAAAAGACAAGAUCUGGACCCAGGAGAUGCUCCUACAGGUCACCGACAAGUCGGUCAGGCUGCUGGACUGUGACACACAGGAGGAACUGGAGAACUUUCCUCUCCCGACCAUCCACCUGUGUCAGACGGUGCUGAAUCAGACACGCUAUCCCUCAGUGCUGCUACUCGUGUGUCAAGACAAAGAGCAACACAAACCCGACAUUCACUUCUUUCACUGUGACGAGGUGGAGGCUGAGAUGGUUCAUGCAGACAUUGACAGUGCCAUUGGGGACAACAAGCAUGGAAAGAAAAUGAGGCUUCAGACACUGAAGGUAAACCAGGAAAAAAUGAAGCGUCACAGAGAAACCAUCCUCCCCCCUAAGGGCCCGUCGCCAGCUCCUGCUCCGAAAGGACGUGUGGCAGCUACAAGCACAUCACAACAACAGGAGAGACGAGUGUCUGGACAAAAUGACACUGAGUCCCACGAAAACCUGGCCCAGCGCAUUGAGAAGGAUGUGCAAAUCCUUAACUGUGCCCUGGAUGACAUAGAGAUCUUUGUGGCGCGCCUACAAAAGGCAGCAGAGGCCUAUGCCCAGCUCAACCAGCGCAACAAGAGUAAGAAGAAUAAGAAGAAAGGACCAGCAGAGGGCAUGCUGACCCUGCGCGCCAAGCCCCCCUCUGAAGAAGAGUUCAUUGAUAGCCUGCAGAAACUGAAGCUGGCCUUCAACCUCUUGGCCAAACUGAAGAAACACAUACAGAAUCCAAAUGCAUCUGAGCUGGUGCAUUUCCUCUUUGGCCCUCUGGAGCUGGUACUACAGAGCUAUGGCACUCCUGAACUGGCACGUUCGAUAAUCUCCCCUCACCUGUCCAAAGACACUGUGGACUUCCUGCGAGGACAUUUGACGCCCAAAGAGAUGACCAUCUUUGAGCUGUUGGGUGACGGAUGGACAAAACCCAGAGCAGAGUGGCCUAAGGAUCAGUGUGCUCCUCCUUACUUCCCCAAGUUUCGUAAUGGCUGGGAGCCCCCGGCAGAUCUGUUCAGGACUGCCCCAUGGGAAACAGAGGGACCCGAGACAGGGAAGCAGAGGGAGAGUUAUUAUGGAACUCAUUCUUCAAGCUCUCCAAAUGGAUCAUACAAUGGAAUGCCCCACACUCGGAAAUAUGCCAAAAUUCUCUACCACUUUGUAGCAAGAAAUGCCAACGAGUUGUCAGUGCUGCAAGAUGAAGUCCUUGAGGUGAUUGAGGAUGACAAACAGUGGUGGAAACUAAGGAAUCGCAGUGGGCAGACUGGUUAUGUACCAUUCAACAUACUGGAUGUCGUAGAUGAGCCAGAAGGCAUCUACAACCAGCAGCAGCAGCAGCAGCAGCAUUACAGGCCGUCACCUCCUGGUUCCCUGACUCCUGGCCAAAAGAUGGAGAAAGUCAAUGACGAGUUGUUGAAGAAAAUCACUGAGAGCAAAACUCAGCCCAACACCAAAAAAUUUCGUGUGGACCGAAGUGGAAAUGGCCCCCAAAUACCACUCACAUACGACUCAAAUCCUGAGCAGGUCACUGCUUGGCUGAGCUCAAAAGGUCUCUCAAAACCGACGGUUGAAUGUUUGGGGAUCCUGACUGGAGCUCAGCUGUUUUCCCUCAACAAAGAAGAACUGAAGGCAGUGUGUGGAGAUGAAGGCGGUCGAGUCUUUUCUCAGAUCACUGUGCAGAAAGAACAGCUGGAGAAGAACAACGGGGACUCAGAGCUGCAAGAGAUCAUGAGGCGAAGACAAGAGAGGAUCAACUCUGGCAGCAAGGACUGAACCUGUCGACUAGAACGAUGCAUCCCAACGCUUUCUUUCAUCCUUGCUUUCAAACUGCAGCAACUUCAUAAAUCAAACUACUGUUAAUUACAGUAGUGCACUGUAAUUGAUGUUGUACAAAUAUUAAUUUUAUAUUUAUUUUAUAUCACUUCAUAUAUUCAGUGUUUUGUCUAAUUUUUUGCUUUUAUUUUCAUUGUUUCAUUCUAAUUUGUUGUUUAAACAUGUAUGUAAGGAGAAACAUGAAUAUAUGUACAGGAUGGUGUGUAUGAAUGUGUGUCUGUGCAUGUGUAUGCACAACAUGCAUGUACCAGAUGUUAUGUACAGUACAUACAGUGUAGUUGAUGUUUAUACUCUGUCAAUAUAGCAGCUGUUUACUAACUGGCUUGGUAAAAACUAGAUGUUAGUUAUUGCAAUUCAAAUCUGUGCCAGAAUCUUAAAAACACAUUUUCUCAUAUAUAGCCAAUUAUUUUCAUACAACUGUUUACAGGUCCACUGAUGAUAAAACAUGCCCUGUGUCCUCCUCGCAGCUAUCAGAAAUACCAUGCUUAAUAUCACAGUUAGUAUCACAUCAUUAGUAGACAGUAAUUAAAGAAUCCCAGUGACUUUGAUCAGAAUUUUAUGAAUUUUGGUCAUUCUGGCAAUCUCGCACCACUGAGAAAAUUAAAAUAAUUCUGCAUGAAGUCCUUGUCAAUAGUGAGAUGCUGUCAUUAUUGUAACUUUUUUUGCAGCAUGGUAUUUUGCUGUGUUAACUGCGAAGAUAUGCAAGAAAAAUGAUGAACAUACAGUAUGUUGGAGAGUAUGUUGACCUUGUAUGAAAAGGGACUGUAAAUAUUAAGGGACACAGUGUUUAACAAGGACAUGAAUCCAUAAACUUGGUAAGUCUUUGAUA
Molecule: messenger RNA, 2920 nt
Organism: Sphaeramia orbicularis (orbiculate cardinalfish)
Lineage: Eukaryota; Metazoa; Chordata; Actinopteri; Kurtiformes; Apogonidae
Gene: eps8l2
Product: EPS8 signaling adaptor L2
Exons: 19
Coding region: 16-2031 (671 amino acids)
Biological process (GO): Rho protein signal transduction; regulation of Rho protein signal transduction; positive regulation of ruffle assembly
Cellular component (GO): plasma membrane; ruffle membrane; vesicle
Molecular function (GO): actin binding
Source: RefSeq, a predicted model, not a curated record